AUGCUCCCGCGCGUCGGUAGUGUAGAUGCCAGGGAGCGUCAUGACUGCGCAGUGAGGCGGGAUAAGGGAUGUCAGAACCCAAGUGCUGUGGAUGAGAUGAUAGAUAUGGACAACAAGCUCAUGGCAGAAAACCUAGCCACUAAAGUCACCAGGCUAAAAUCGCUUGCCCUGGACAUUGAUAAAGAUGUUGAGGAUCAGAAUCACUAUGUGGAUGGGAUGGACACAGACUUCAUGAGUGUGACAGGUCUUCUGACAGGCAGUGUGAAACGGUUUUCCACCAUGACUCGUUCCGGAAGAGACAAUCGUAAACUCCUGUGUUAUGUCUCUGCUGGACUGGUUGUUGUCUUCUUCAUCCUUUAUUAUUUGGUGACAAGAACACGGACUUGAGGGAGUGUAAAGAUGCUGUGUUGGAAUGUGUGUUGGGGGGGUGGUGGACAAUGAAGUACUUUCACGUGUAUUUCCUGGGAAGGCUUGUUCAUGUGUUCACAGUAAUCUAAAGACCACAGUAUGGUCUCCAGCCCCCUUUCAGGGUUGCUUUGAGAUGAUCUUUUUAUUUUUAGAAGGAUAUUGUUCUGCCAUUCUCCCUUUGAAAGUUUACAGCAUAAUUCACAUUGUUGAAAUGAAACCUUCAUAUAUCCCUUUUGGGGGGGGGUACAGAGAGAAGAACACGGCUGAUGCCUCCUAUGAUUUUGCGAUUCAGCAAGAAAAUCUUGACAGUAGCAGAAAUGUGUUGCUUGGAGGAAUGCGAUACUAGGAUUUGUGCAUCUCCUAAAAACUGAUCACUCUCUGGAGGGAACUUUUUUCCUUGCAAAAUUCAUUAACUUUUUUUUACUUCUGGAAACACAAGCUUUUAUAACUACCAUAACAAUCCUUGUUGUCAUUC
Gekko japonicus is the source of this 883-nucleotide messenger RNA. RefSeq names its product Bet1 golgi vesicular membrane trafficking protein like (gene BET1L). Gene Ontology annotation, biological process: retrograde transport, endosome to Golgi; regulation of retrograde vesicle-mediated transport, Golgi to ER. The transcript is spliced from 4 exons. NCBI's taxonomy places the organism in Eukaryota, Metazoa, Chordata, Lepidosauria, Squamata, Gekkonidae. The coding region runs from base 1 to 387 and encodes 128 amino acids. Gene Ontology annotation, cellular component: SNARE complex; Golgi trans cisterna. Gene Ontology annotation, molecular function: SNAP receptor activity. The record is from RefSeq and is a predicted model, not a curated record.